AUGGCUGACGAUUCCAUUAUGCAACCCGCAGCUGAGAAAUUCCUGAGUGAUUAUGGGAUGAUUUGGAUUGGUUCAGAAAAGGAUGAGGCCAGCAAUGUGUAUUUGAAGGAAGAGGAGGAGCCUCAGAAGCUUCCCAAUCCCAGUGAACUACCUUCAUACCGAGGUGAUGCAGCUUUGGAACCUUUUCAAAUGGACUUUGAUUUGGUUCUAGAAAAUAUAAAAGACUUGAAUGUUCUGGCUGGUGAAGGCGAAGCUAGGGUGGAACACAUCACAGGCGGAGCUCGGCUAAAGAGACCAGACCCUGUACCACUCUCACUCUUCAAGAAUGGAAUUGUGAUGUUUAAUGGUCCAUUCAGAUCAUAUGAUGAACCUUCAACUCAGCAUUGCAUGCAGGAUAUCAUGGAUGGAUAUUUCCCUUCUGAGCUGCAGAACAGGUACCCAGAAGGAGUUCCAUUUAAGGUGACUGACAGGCGAGAUCUGAUCUUCCGGGACAGACAGUCACAUGCAGAAUUCCCUGGCAUGGGACAAACGAUAGAAGGCUGCUGUACCCCUCGAGUCUCCAAACAGCAGGAUUGUGGGGUUGUAAAGGAGACAAGUGAAAUUCCAGGCCCAAAGCUGUCAGCGGAUCAGUUUCUGAACAAACUGCCUAAAACUAUCAUCCGGGCUGGGAAGGUGAUUGACAUCAGAGGAGACAUCAGAGACAUUCUUCAGGUCCCUCCCAAACCAGCCCAUGAAAAUACGAUUCUGAUUGAAACUCCAACUCUAGCAAAACUGAGAGAGAGGUUGGCGCUCAGUGAGGAAAAUGACCGAACAUUGAGAAAAGUCUCCACGCUCAGAAUCAAGUCAGAGAAUGGAGAGAAGGUGUACAUAGUUAAAAUGCUUUUCACAGAGACAGUUGGGGCCCUUCGCACUUACCUCAAUCAGAACAGGGCACAGCAACAGGUUGAUUACGACAUUAUCAGCACCUUCCCUCAACAAGUCUACAGCGAUCAGUCCAAGACUCUGAAGGAGUAUGGGCUCGUUCCAAAUGCCACGCUAAUCCUCCGAGCCCGAAAACCACAGCUCCUUGACCAAGAGAAGGGUGCGCUCAGUCUGGAUGAGGAAUAAUCUCAAUAGAAGAAGGACCUCCAGUCCAGCUGCUAGUGAUUCAACACCUUUCCAUUCCCCUCAAACCCAAGCUGGGAAAAUAAGUUCACAAUCACCCACAAACACUGGGAGGAAAUCAUAGCAACUGAGUCUCAGUGAACGUAAGGUCCAGAGAAAACUCCGAAGUAUAUUAACAAAAGUUAUCAGCAACUCUUGGAUUCUUUACUCUUUUGUUUUCCGUUUAAACAGUCAGUUUUGACACAAAUGACCAGUUGCUGGUUGCAAUGAUAAAUGUCCAAAAUAACCAGUUAAUGACCAAUUGACUUGCAAAUUCAGUAACAACGAUGUCAUCAAGGUUAAUGGCGAGACUUCUCUAACCCCAUCCUCCACACUCUCACACAUCUACAGUCAUGCAAAUUUAAACUAAUUUAUCAUCACCCACAAUCAGCUAAACCUGCUGUGAAAAAUAAAGCAAAAGGUUUGUCUGUGUUGUUUAAUUUUCACUUCUAAGUCACUAAAACCAGACCGUGACAGACAUCUCCCAGGUCCUGCCUGCAGUUAUUCUUUUAGCCUUCAUCAGAACACAAACAUUUAAAUAAUAGAAUUUAGCCCAUGGUAAAACAGACUGUAGUGCAGGUAUUGGUAAUUUUCCCAUCCCAGCAAAACAUUUUUAAUAAACAUUUUAAUAAAAGUUGGUAAGUGAAAAUGAAGGCUGCCUAUUUAGCAAUAUCUAGGAAAACUUAUUCUUUUGCUAAGUUCUGCAAUCAAUUGAUUAGAUUUGCAAUGCAGAGUGUUACCUACAGCGUGGAUUCAACUCCCACAUCGGCUGAGGUUACCAUGAAGGACUCUCCUUCUCAACCUCUCCCCUCACCUAAGGUAUGGUGACCCUCCAGUAAAACUGCCACCAGUUGUCUCUCUCAAUUGAGAAGCAGGCCCUGUGGUCUGGUAAGUCUAUGUUGGCUUUACCUUUUACAAUCAACUCCACCCUUCAAACAGAGUUCAGACCAGUGAGACAGUUGAGUGUUUUUAGGAGGACAGGUCCUGAUUUUCACUGAAAGGCACAGAAACACACUGCCACUAACUCUCAAUAAAUUUAUUACAAGAUCAUAGUAUCAUACAGCUACCUUCUGUGUUGUAUUAUUGUAAACUACACUGGCUUUUUCAAAGAAUAAUCCAGUUAGUCUCACUCUGCUGCUGUUACCCUACAUGACUGCAGUAUUUUCUUCACCUAUUUUAUCAUAUUCCCUUUCGAAAGCUAUUACUGAAUUUGUUUUCCACCAUUCUCUUAGGCAGUGUUGGCUGGGCCAGCAUUUAUUGCCAACUCCUAGUUGCCCAUGAGAAGGUGGUCAUGAACUGUCUUCUUGAACCACUGCAGGUUACUUGCUGUCGGUAGACCACAAUGCCAUUAGGGAGGGAUUUCAGGCUUCUGAUCCAGCAACAGAAAAGAAACGGUGAUCUAUUUCCAAAUCAGAAUGGGGAGUGGCUUGGAGGGGAACUUGCAGGUGGUGAACACCCAUCAAAAAUCUUCUUCGCCUUAUCUGAUCUAAGUAGAAUUAGCCCCACCUUGUCCAGCCUAUCCAUGUUAUGGUGAUCCCUCCUCUCCAGAAUAAUUCUGGUAAAUUGUUUCUGCAUCCUCUCCAAAGCCUUCCUGUCCUUUUUCAAGUUUGGUUCCCAGAAUUAACACAAUACUCCAGCUGGGGAUGAACUAGUGCUUAUACCAGUUUGGCAUAACUUUAUACUUUUGCACUCCAUAUUUCUUUAUAAAGCUCAGGAUCCCAUUUUACUCACCACUUUAUGAUUAUUUAACAAUCUUCAACAUCUUAGGAUUUCUGCAGGAGUUUUCCUGAUUUUCUGCUGCAACUUGGGUAGAAUUUUGCCAGUUACAUGUCCCCUUCGGCCAACCCUGAGCCAGAUCUUUAAUAUAUCUUCACCAACAUCUGGGGAAACAGCUCGAAAACAAUGUUCCUAUUCACACCAGAUAUCUGCACACUUGCACUUUCAAGACAGGAGUUACAUAGAGGAUUGGCCUGUCAGACUAACACUGCACAAGAACAAGUAGUGGGAGCAGAGGUAGGUCAAACCUGCUCCACCAUUCAAUACAAUCAUCAAUUCCACUUUCUCUCCACUCCCCAUAUCUCUCCAUUCCCUGCCAUCAAAAAUCUGUCCAGCCCAGCCAUAAAUGUAUUCAAGAAUAGAGACUCCACAACCCUUUUCAGUGAAGUAAUUUCUCUGACCAGCAGAAACAAUCUCUGAACAUCUACCCUAUCAGGCUCCUUCAGAAUCUUAAACAUUUCAAAACACUGCUUCUCGUCUUCUAAACUCCAAAGACUAUACUCUCAAUUUUCUCAGCCUGGGACAAUCUCCUUAUCCCAUGAACUAAUUUAGUGAACUUGUUCUGUACUGCCUCCAUUAGAAGUAUAUCUUUUUAAAUGUGGAGACGAAAUCUGUAUACAAUACUCUAGAAAACCCUACACAAUUGUUACAAGACUUCCUCAUUCCUGUACUCCAAACCUUUUACAAUAAAGUACAAAAUGCCAUUUUA
This is a messenger RNA of Rhincodon typus (whale shark), 3628 nucleotides long. RefSeq names its product UBX domain protein 11 (gene ubxn11). Gene Ontology annotation, molecular function: ubiquitin binding. The record is from RefSeq and is a predicted model, not a curated record. Lineage: Eukaryota; Metazoa; Chordata; Chondrichthyes; Orectolobiformes; Rhincodontidae. The transcript is spliced from 9 exons. The coding region runs from base 1 to 1107 and encodes 368 amino acids. Gene Ontology annotation, biological process: proteasome-mediated ubiquitin-dependent protein catabolic process.